AUGGAUUCGGAUCCGAACGCUGGUCCGUCGCGAUCGCGGUCCCAGCGUUCGCUUCAAGCCCCAUCUGAGCGCAACCGAGCUUCCUCACUGUCGACCUUCUCGACCAGCCAUCCUGGACCUGCUACUCCAGCCGCAUCGGAUGCACCGGCCGACGAGUACUUUGAACCACUCAGCUCAGCGGCCUCGAGAAGAUCACGACUUUCAGUGGUAUCUCAUGGUCGACCGGGUAGUGUUGGCGCGUCCGAUACAAAUCCUGGGGAACGACCUCGACGACCGAGUAUUAGGAUACGCAGGAGCUCUGUUGGCUUAACGGGGCAGUCUACACACGGCACAGAGCAUGAUGCCUCACAACAGCAGCAACAGAUCGAUGGCGGUCGGAAUGAAGGACGACUUCGGGGAAAUCGACCGCGGAGCGUUUCGCAACCUGGGCCGGUGCCGCCUAUUGGGGGAGAUGCUGGUGCUGGGAGAGCGAGGAAUUCACGGCGGGCGCAGCCGCAGAUUGCGCUGCCUAGACUGACGGAAGAAGGAUCACGGCCGACUAUGGCGGAGUUGGGAUUGGGAGGGACGUCGCCUUUGUCGCCGAGUGCCUCGAUGCCUCCUGCUCCGGCUCCUGCUCUGGAGAGGAGCCAUAGCGCCGGUGAGGUGGAUGUUGAUGAGGAGGCGAGUAAGCAGCAUAGGAGGAGUUUUGUAGGGAGGAUACUUCGCCCGAGUUUUAGGAGGUCGUCUGUUGCUCCGCCGGUAGAAGCCGUUGACCCUAGAGAUACGGAUGAGUAUAACGAGGAGCUUGUUGACUGGCUGGAUAUCAUUGAUCCCGAGGUCCAGACGCUUUCUACACUGACAAAUGUUCAAAACUCGCUCUUUAUCCCUGACCUGGGAAGCUGGGUGAAUCGACGACCAACAUAUGUGCUAUCACAACCGGAAGCACUCCCGGCACGACCUGUUCCACCGAGAGAACCCAUUCCGCCUCCCGAGGAACCAACUAUCCCAGAAGAACAGGAAGAAGGGCCACGACCAGAAGAGGAAGAACCAGAGCAGACACCGUACAUCCGACGCACGGAUACAAUCACCUCGCGACUAUCAGACUCGCACUAUGCGGCGCUGCCUCACGGCAGAAGGCUAGAAGGGUGGUCAGCAGCCGAGAAGUGGGAACUAGACGACCAUGUCCGUCACAUGCUGCAUUCGCGACGGUCCAGGUUCAAGCGCCAGAUGAAGGGAUUCGGGCAGUACGUUCGUCGGCCGUUGGGAUUCUUCGUCACCCUCUACGCGACGCUCAUUACAUUAUUUGGUCUCGCGUGGGUGCUGUUCCUCAUCGGAUGGAUCUACGUCGGCGACCAGCAAGUCUAUGCCAUUCACAUCAUCGACAGUGUCCUCGUCGCGCUGUUUGCCAUCAUGGGCGACGGUCUCGCCCCUUUCCGCGCCGUCGACACCUACCACAUGAUUUUCAUCGCCCGCUACUCACGCAUCAUUGAGAAAGCAAAGAAGAAAGCUGCCAAGGAACUCGAACGAACCGAUUCCACGCCCGAGGUUCCCAACACGGACACCUCCGAAGAAAAGCAGACAAACCCGCCGCCGCCUCCCCCCCAAGCACAUCAUCCACCCACCGUAGAGGAAUCUCCAUCACCACGCCAAACUCCCACCUCAGACUUCACCGGCAUACCGCCCAUCACCCUCGACGGCGACAACAACCCGGAAAUCGACCUCGAAGACGCCAAAUCCGAAUCCUACUCCCUCGAAUUCGACUACCUCACCCCCAAGCAGCGCAAGUCCCUGGAGCACCACCAGAAGAAACUGUCCAAGUCGCACAGUUUCUACAAGCCCCACGAGACGUUUACGCACCACGCCUUCCCGCUGGGCCACCUCAUGGCUAUUAUCAUCCUGCUGGAUUGUCAUUCCUGUCUGCAGAUCUCGCUGGGCGCGUGUACGUGGGGCAUAGACUAUCACCACCGCCCGUUUGCCCUUACGACGGUGAUUCUGUGCGUGAGCAUUACGUGUAAUUUGACGGCGGGGCUGGUGAUUAUGUUUGGGGAUAGGAAGACAAGGAAGAAGGAUGUGGUGGAGUUGUUGAAUAGGCAGGCUCUUACGGGGGAUGCGAUUAAGAAGUUGGAGAGGAAGAGGGGGAAGGAGGCGGAGAGGGAGAAUGGGGAGGGAUCUAAUAAGGGGAGUGGGGAUAAUGAAAAGGAGGAUGAUGGUGAGAAGCGCAAGGAUAAGGAGAUUGAGGUUGAAGUUCCGAGUGAGAGGGCUGCAUAG
Pochonia chlamydosporia 170 is the source of this 2247-nucleotide messenger RNA. RefSeq lists its product as hypothetical. The transcript is spliced from 2 exons. The record is from RefSeq and is a predicted model, not a curated record. NCBI's taxonomy places the organism in Eukaryota, Fungi, Ascomycota, Sordariomycetes, Hypocreales, Clavicipitaceae. Bases 1 to 2247 code for a protein of 748 amino acids.